Australozyma saopauloensis is the source of this 663-nucleotide messenger RNA. RefSeq lists its product as uncharacterized. The record is from RefSeq and is a predicted model, not a curated record. NCBI's taxonomy places the organism in Eukaryota, Fungi, Ascomycota, Pichiomycetes, Serinales, Metschnikowiaceae. The coding region runs from base 1 to 663 and encodes 220 amino acids. The transcript has a single exon.
AUGUCAAACCAGGAUGCUUCUGGCUACAUCACGCCGCCUAUAAGGCUACGAACACUCUCGUCAGCUCAUUUGGACCCUCUUAUACCUAAUCCUGGGACUUCUCAGAAUCCAUUGACAUUUGCACAAGAAUCAAUCCUUCCAACCGCUCAAAGGACUAGAGCAGUUCGCCCAGAUAGAGGACUUCAGGAACAGAUGUUCACAAUUGAGUCGACUGAAGAUGACCAUCAUGAGAUUUCAGAGCACACUCGUCUUGUGAGUUGGCUCCCCCCAAGCACGACCUUGACAUGUACGUUGAGUGAGCCCCGAGAUCUUCUUCAGAAUGAACGUACAUGUUUGAGCUUCUCCAAAUUCUCUGUCGCGUUAUUUUUUUGUGCUUUUAGUGUGAUAUUGGGUUUCUCCUUUACCGACAAACCGACCAGACCAAGUCCGCCUAAUACCAUCUUGUCAAAGAUUGUGUUCUCAUUACUUGUUUUCCUAGCCUUAGCUAGUCUAGUAGUGGCUCUCAUCAGUUACUUCCAAACUGUGAGAAGACUAACCCAAAAACGUAUACAUACAAUCGGCUCUCAUAAAGGUUUGGUAAUGGCCUGUUUCACAGCAGUAGUGGUUGCUCUUAUUGCCGUGAACUCAUUGCUUAUAGCUGAGCGAUACCGCGGCGGUUUUUGA